Messenger RNA from Zalophus californianus (California sea lion), 2466 nucleotides. Its product is annotated as putative vitellogenin receptor. The record is from RefSeq and is a predicted model, not a curated record. NCBI's taxonomy places the organism in Eukaryota, Metazoa, Chordata, Mammalia, Carnivora, Otariidae. The transcript has 9 exons. Bases 176 to 2179 code for a protein of 667 amino acids. Gene Ontology annotation, molecular function: protein binding.
GCAGCAGAAAAAUCCUCGUCAGUCAAGGUCUUGGCUGGCCAACCAGCAUAGCUCUCGACCAGUUGAGCUGGAAGAUAUUCUGGUCUGAUGACAAAUUUCACUGUAUUGGCUCUGCUAAUCUAGAUGGUACUGGUGUUCAUUCGCUGUGUUCGAAGAUGAAGUCUUCUGGUCUGAGAUGAAGACGAGAACAGUACAGCACAUGAAGAAGACCACAGGCAAGAACAGAGCUGUCCUCUUCAAGCGUUCCCAACAGCCUCAUGGACUCAAGAUAAUGCACAAAGUGCUCCAGCCCAAGUCUCCUAAUCCUUGUCUGGACGCUGGCUGUUCUCACUUGUGCCUUCUGAGCCCGCGAUCCAAGGGGAGCUGUCAUUGCCCAGUGGGACUCCUGCUGGCGGAUGAUGGCAUCACCUGUGUUCCGCUCGAGGAGUCUGCAUUUCUGUUCCUCGUGUUGCCCACAGUUAUCAUGCAGAUUUAUCUGAAAAAUCUAGAAGCUUUACUAGGACAACCAGCUUUACCAGAACAUAGGAUACUUCCCUUUACCAGUGUGAAACAGCUUGCAUCCCUGGACUACAUAGUCCAGGAAAAGGCUUUCUACCUUUCAGAGUUGGAUAAUGGUGAUAUCAGGCUACUGAGUCUCAAAGAAUCUGGAAAACUCUCUUGGAGGAAAAUCAUAUCUGUGGAGGGAACAGUGAUCGACCUUGCUGUGGACUGGUUGAGUGGAAACAUAUAUUGGAUUGACAGUGAGAAUCCUCACAUCAAUGUAGCUUCCUCAAAAGGCCAGGAUCCCACUGUCCUGGUCAGUGAAAAUCUCUACCGCCCAACCUCUGUUGUGCUGCACCCACCCUCUGCAGUCAUGUGCUUUGUGGACCUGGGUGCCCAGGAUGAUGGUAGGCGUGGGUCCAGCAUUGAAUGUGCCUCCAUGGACGGCAGCAGGAGGAAGGUGCUGUGGCAGAAAUCCCAGGUCCCUGAGGGCCUGACCUUUUCGGAUUCGGGAACCCGAGUUUACUGGGCUGAUACUGGGAGAGGACUCAUAGAGAGUAUUCAACAAGAUGGCUCUAGAUACAGAGUAGACCGCAGAGGAAUUGAGGGCCUUACCCUCUUUACAUUUGGCCAAGGCAUGAUGUUCUGGAUGACAACUGAUGAUGCCCAAAUCACUAAAGUUUGGUACAGCAAGGCAGAACUUUCAGAAAACCAGUGGUUCCAAAUAGACCAGAAGAUUGUGGAUUUAAAAGUUUAUAGUAAACUUAGUCAACAGGGUAGUAACAGCUGCUCAAAAGACAAUGGAGGCUGCCGCCAUAUGUGUUUACCCAACCCUGAAGGAGUGACUUGUAAAUGUCCCAGUGGGCACUACUUGGCUAACAUAAGCAAAUGUGUUGAAGCUAUCCCGUGCUCUGAACCAUCCCAGUCCUGUAAGGAUGGUCAGAAGUGCAUUUCCAUGGAGCAAGUUUGUGAUGGUCAUGCUGACUGGAUGGAUGGAUCCGAUGAGCUGAGCUGUACCUAUCCAGAUAAAACCCAUUCAACACCAACAUCUAAAAAUGCAGAGGCUGGAAAAAGGUUGACUCCAAAAACUGCCCUACCUCUCCAAGCUACCAAGUCCACCAAGGCUAGAUAUCCAGGUCCAGAAGGGAUGAGUUAUCCUGUCAGAAAAACACUAAUCCCUCCAAUUCCUGCUAGAGAAAGCAAGACCCCAGAAACCAAGGAAAAAGGCGAGCUUGUGCAGCCCAAGGACUCACAGAGGGCAAAACAUCUGCCCUGUAGCACGGACUUCUGUAAUGGUAGGGGAAUCUGCACAAUGGUAGGCGAGCUGAGGAAGUGCCGCUGUCUGAUGGAAUAUGGCGGGGAGUUCUGUGAAGAGCCAGCGCAUGGACCUGCCCCUGGCUACGUCGCCCUCAGCUUAACCAUGGUCUCUCCAGUUGUGCUAGUCCCUCCGGGAGCAUUUGUCUGUUUCAGAAGGGAGCACAAAUUAAAAAGAAAUAGUGCAGCAGCGUCAAAAAAUUCGACCCGCCAUAAAGAAAACGGUCAAGAAGAGGAGAAUCUAAUGAAUAGUGAGAUUUUGUCAACGAAGCCUAUGAUGAGCAGGUAUGCCUGGGAAGUGUCUUUGAGGAAAACAGAUUGUGAGAUACAGCUAAAGAAUGCCCCUUCUGAAAAAUUUGCGCUGGGUGAAAGUAGGCAGUGUUAACUUACAGAGCUUUUUGUAAUGGGUGGAUGAUGCUAUUAUGUGUAUCAAAUGAAUGUUCAGCAACUUGUUUAUCUUUAGACUCUGUUCAAUCUCUAGUUCAAACCAAAGUGAAAUGCACAUGAAAUAGUAAUCAAGACAUUCAGCUUUUGGUGAACUUCCACAAGGGGCUCAGUCCUAUGGUGGGGUGGGAUGUUAUUAGGGUUAGUUGGAGUUACCCCUAAAAUUAUGUCCCCCUGUGAUCUCUCCUAACCUCUCUGUCACUCGACCACCUCUGUGUUUUGCUUUGU